AUGCCCAAGGAGAAGUCCGCACCUCGCAAGGCCAAGGCCACCAAGGCCGAUGGCAAGAGAAAGAAGGAUCCCAACGCGCCCAAGCGCGGUCUGUCGGCCUACAUGUUCUUCGCCAACGAGCAGCGCGAGUCUGUUCGCACGGAAAACCCUGGCAUCAAGUUCGGCGAGGUCGGCAAGAUGCUCGGUGAGAAGUGGAAGGCUCUCUCGGAGAAGCAGCGCGCCCCCUAUGAGGCCAAGGCCGCCGCCGACAAGAAGCGCUACGAGGAUGAGAAGGCCGCCUACAACGAGGCUGCCGAUGACGAGGAGGAGGCCUCGGAGUAA
Messenger RNA from Aplosporella prunicola CBS 121167, 321 nucleotides. RefSeq lists its product as uncharacterized. NCBI's taxonomy places the organism in Eukaryota, Fungi, Ascomycota, Dothideomycetes, Botryosphaeriales, Aplosporellaceae. Bases 1 to 321 code for a protein of 106 amino acids. The transcript has 3 exons. The record is from RefSeq and is a predicted model, not a curated record.